Chaetomium strumarium is the source of this 2525-nucleotide messenger RNA. RefSeq lists its product as uncharacterized. The coding region runs from base 112 to 2517 and encodes 801 amino acids. The transcript is spliced from 4 exons. NCBI's taxonomy places the organism in Eukaryota, Fungi, Ascomycota, Sordariomycetes, Sordariales, Chaetomiaceae. Gene Ontology annotation, molecular function: DNA binding; transcription regulator activity. Gene Ontology annotation, cellular component: MBF transcription complex; SBF transcription complex. The record is from RefSeq and is a predicted model, not a curated record.
CUCCUUGCCCUCCAGUCUCUCAAAACCGACGAGAGUUGCAGACUUCGCAGCCCCCCGUGGCCAGCUACGAACGAGUACGCGAGACAUCCCCCACCGACUUUCUUCACCGCCAUGGUGUCCGUGGCGGAACUUCUUAACCCGGAGCCCCCGCGGGCUGCGUUGCCAUCGUCCCGCCCGUCUGCUCUGCGUUCUCCUCCGGCGGGACGACCGACGGCUUUUCGGAACGAAGCAUCAACUGCGGCAGCCACCAGGCCCCCAAUCGAGAUGUUGAGGAUGACCGAGAACGCCAGGGGGCAUUCCCGAAGCAAGACCAAGGGCGUCGUGAACUAUCCGCCCUUUGAGGCAUUGGACGAGGCAUCGCUUGUCCAGGUGCGCAGGUUCCAGGUCCACCCCUUCGGCUCGAUUCAAGACACCAGCGAGCGGAUCCCCUACAACAGCGGCAAGAAGGACUUCUUUAGCAAGACCGGUCGGGAGGGCUUCGAAGUAUUUCGUUACGACUUCCGGUACAAGGAAAAGCCCGAGGAUGACGACAUCACUUACACCGUCAUGUGGGACUACAAUGUCGGCUUCGUUCGCAUGACGCCCUUCUUCCGAUGCCGCGGCUUCCCCAAGACGGCCCCUGCGAAGAUGCUCAACUCGAAUCCCGGCCUCAAGGAGAUCACGCACGGCAUCACCGGAGGGUCCAUCAAGGCUCAAGGCUACUGGAUGCCGUACUCGUGCGCCAAAGCCGUCUGCGCGACCUUCUGCGCCAAGAUCGCCGGCGCCCUGAUUCCGCUGUUCGGCCCGCGCUUCCCCUACGAGUGCAUCCCCGAGGGCGCGCCGGGCUACGACCGCAUGCUGAUCAGCCAGGACAUCGUGAACCGGGCGAGAAGGGAGGCCGCCGCGCUGUUCGGGCCACGCCCGGCGCUGCUCAGCCCGCGCCCGUCCCGCAGCCUCAGUCCGCAGCGUCCGACGACGACAACGACAACGCGCAUUCCCGAGCCCGCCUACGCCGACCACGACCGGCGCCUGCUCCUGAGCCCCUACACCGACACCACCGACACGGAAUAUCAUUACCACCCGGUCUCGGAGCCCUACUACACGCGGCGCAUGUGCCCGCCCGCGCCGCGAACAACAACAAGACCAGCAGCAGCAGCCAUCCCGCCACCGCCGCCAACAUCGGCGCCCAUACCCCAGGACUCGCCCACGUGGGCCGCCCAUAAUCGUCUACCUCCGUCCCAUCCUCCUCCUCCUCCUCCUCCUCAAUACCCUGCGGGGCCGGCGUACCAUCACCGCGACAUCUCCCAGCUCAACGAAGAUCUGCUGGGCCUGAACGUGUCCUCGACCGCCCACCCGUGGCUGUCUGCCGUGCCGCGGUCCCCGACACCAGGCAGGCUCCUUCAUCAUCAUCAUCCGUGUUAUUCCCACCUACACCAUCAUCAGCAGACGUCUCCGCCUACCAGUACUACUAGUAGUACUAGUAGUACGCGGGAGUGGAACAUCAACCUCCCGCCCCUCCGGCUCAAGCGGAGAUACGAAGACCAGGUCGACCAUCCGGAUGUUGCUGGCAGGGAGAAUACGAGUAUCAAUACUACCAAUACUACCAACCGUGACACGGGCGGCGGCAGCGGUGGUGAGGCGGAGAGGAGACGCAGCAGCCACUCCUCCUCCCGUUCCUCUUCCCCCCCUUCCUCUACCACCACCACCGUGCCUGAUACUCCGAGCACCACCACUGGGACUUACCAUCAUCCUAGCUGGGCGAGUGGACAACAUCACCCACACCACUACCAGCAGCACCACCAGCAGGAUGACGAUAACCACACGUCUUCUUCUCCUCCACGGACUCCUCCAGAGAGCACCACUACUGCUACUGCUACUGCCACCACUACUAGCAGUGAACGCACCAACUCAGAGUCGACAGCACCACUCCCCGCCGAAACCACAACAGCUAAGAGUGGCGGUGGUGGUGCGCGCCCCGCAGCGGAGCGCGACGCAGCCAUCAUGCUGAUGCAGAUGCGCGCUGACAGUGAGAAAGAAGAAGGCGGCAGCAGUGAUGGUAGCAGUACCAGCAGUACGCCCAGUAACAGUCCGGGCUUUCUUAGAGGGGGCCGGGACGGGGUAAGGGAUAGGGAGGAUAGGGAGGCUAGGGGUAGGGAUAGUGCCAGUCCUCCUGUCCUUGCCCUUCAUCAUCGUCAUCAUCGCUAUCGUCAUCGGCGGGAUGAGGCGGACGACGGUGAGGAGGGGGAGACUACUAGUAGUGGCAGGUCAACAACGACAACGACAACGACAACAACACCACCACCAACAACAACAACGACACGGACCGCUGCUGCUGGUGGUGGUGCUGGUGGUGGUAGUGGUGUUGAAGGCGAUUCCAUCAAUGUCCGUCUCGUCCAAACCGGUGGUGGGGAUAAGAGGAAGGAAAAGGAGACGGAGAUGGAGAGAAUAGUCGCCGCCCGACCUACGCCGUCGACACCCACGCCUGGAUCGGGACCCAACACCCGGGCGAAGAGACGGAGGACGUCGUUUGGGUGCUGAUCGACCUG